UAAAAGAUAUUUUCAACAAUCACAGAAAAAUCAAUGAGAACCUGGCUAAAGCAUUUGAGUAUAAAAAUAUUAAAUGGUCAUUUGAGAAAUUUGCAAGAAGAAAACAUAACAAAGAAAAUUAAAACAAAUGUUAGUAUCUCUUUUGAAUAUGAACAUAUAUGAGAUUCACCUAUAAAAAUAUUUCAUUUAAAAACCAAAUUUAGGUAUCAUGCUAUGUAUGUACACAUAUUGAAUUUUCUAGGUAAUAUGCCUAGAAACACAUUUUUUAAUGGGUAUAUUACUACUUAUGCAAGUAGUCCUGUUACUAUUUAGAUUGAGUUCCAUUUUUAUGCAUUAUAAAUCAUAUAGCUCACACUUCUUUGUAUGUAAAUCUUUGUUUAAAUAUUUAUUUCCUUAGAAUAGACUUCUAGAAGUAGAAUACUAAAUCAGUAGAAUACUAAAUCACAAGGUAAAAUCAUUUUUUAAUGUUCUUAAUAUAUACAUUGUCAAAUUGCCUUUCAGAAGGACUAUGCCAGUUUAUAAUCCUAGUAUAAUUUAAAAAUUCUUGUUUUCGUAGCUGUCAUUUUUACUGAGAACACUUUUAAAGCAUUGUUAACCAGAUAGAUAAAAAAUUGAAAUGUAAUUUCCUUCAUUAUGAGUGGAGGUAGUAUUUUUCCCCACGCUUUUAUUAGCCAUGACCACAUAAAAAAUAAACUGCUGUAAAAUAGUGGACGUGAUUGCAAUCAUUCCAUGGGAAAGCACCAUGUAAAGAAUAAGUAGGUAGGAUCUUAGGUUAAGGUCAAGAAACAAAUAUUUAUCAGGUGCCUCCUCUGUCCAGGACAAUGCUGGAAUAAUGAACCAUGUUUGGCCCUGUGUAACUGAAACUACUUUUACCUACAUUGUCUCAUAUAAGCCUCCUAACCAGUACAUGAGAAAAGUGUCCCUGUGGAUUGACAUGCACUGCCCCUCUCCAAAAUUCAUUUGCUAAGACUCUAACUCCCUUUGUAACUAUGUUUGGAGACAGAGCUUUUAGGAGGUAAUCUAGGUUAAAGAGAUCAUAAAGAUGGGUCCCUAAUCCAAUAGGAUUCCAGUCUCAUAAGAAGAGAAAGAGGGAGCCAUCGCUCUCCUGGUGCGCAUGCACUAAAGAAAGACCGUAUAAGGACACAGCAAGAAGACAGCCGUCUACAGGAUAGGAAAAGGAGUGUCACCGGAACCUGACCAUGCUGUCACCCUGGCCUUUUCUAGCCGCUGGAGCUGUGAAGAAAUAAAUUUCUAUUGUUUAAGCCACGCAGUCUAUUUUGUUUGAGUAGCCUGAGAAGACUAAGAGUGAGGUGGGAGAAGCAGAGCCUUUUGAAGCCAGACUUCUUGAAAUAAAUUCCCGGCUUUCCUGCUCACUAGCGCUAAGGCUUUAGGUAAGUUAUGUGACUUUUCUGUGACUCAAGUUCCUCGUAUAUAAAAUGAAUUCCUACAUUUUUUUAUUAUUUGAGGGAAAAGUACUUGGGACAACGAUUCUCACAUAUAUACUGUAUGUAUGUGUGAGUUUGUUUUUAUGGUAUAUUUUAAAUUUAUAAUGCAAAAUAUGAAUCUUUUUCCUACAAAUAUUGAAUUAUGGAAUCUAAGAAUUUAAAAAAAUACCAUUGUUAUUUUUACAGCAAUGAUAUAGUCUGUCCAUUCCAUAACCCAACCCUAAAUCACUGACAUUUAAUGGCACAACUUCUAAGGGAUCACCAAAGUUCAGGGAAACCAAAUACACGUUAAAAGAGAGUCCUCAGUAAGAUGCACUUGUAAUCUAAGGAGAAAAAAUUUUCAAACAGAGGGUCAGAAUGUAUUAGUAGGCUGUGAAAUCAAUCUCAUGAUUUACAACCAGCCUUUUUAAAAAAUAAAAUAAGCUAUAAAUAAGCUAAAUUAAAAUAUAUCAGAGAGCCCUUAAGGUAGCGUUGUUUUCAGAGUUUUUGUUUCAGAUGUUUGCGUGUAGGUGCACAUGUGGGCACAUGGAUGUGAAGCAGAGUGAAAGAGAUUUUUCCAUUUUACUUUGCAAUCAGAAGUUUGAAAGUCGUCAUCAUCUGAUUUCCUCUGAAGUAUUUCAGAAGAAUGAAUACAUUAUCGUAAUCUUUCUUUCCCCACAGCUCUGUAGACACAACUGCCAGGCCAGUCCUUUUAGAGAUCUGGGUCUGUGGUUUCCAAUGAGCUCUUCAUAUAAGGAUUCCUGCCUCACAUUUUAUAUUAAGGGAAGGGAUUCUAUUUGUUUCCUUGAUUUCUAUUUGUUUCCUUGAUUUCUUUUUUUUUUUUUUUUUUACAGUGAAGUGUGAAGGAGAUGGGAUGGGGGUGGGCAUAGGGGUAAGGUUUAACUAAUGAAAUCAGAAACAAAACUAAGUUUAGGACGCCAGCCACAAGGGGACCUGAUCUUGGCCAAGCAGAUACCAUGUGUGAGAUCCAUAGUAUUUACUUGAGGGUCUGCUAUCAAGCUGUAGAGACUGAGAAGUUGUUUUAGUCACAAACAACCCACAUGUCUGUAGAUCAUGGUUUAUUAGAUUGUGUUUGCCCAAAUAAGGUGGUACAGUACCUGAAGUUUUUUCAACAAUUCUAAAAGCAUCUUUCAAGUCUGCAGUGAGACCUCUAAGAUAUCUGUGUUACUUCCCUCGUGUACAUAAAUAAUUUUCAAUUAGAAUAAAGGUGUGAAUAAUUUAUUUUUUCCACUGACUGGAAGCCAACCAUUUGGAAGACCACUCAGGAGAAAUGAGAUAAGUCUUUUGUUAAAAAUUACUUUUAUAUUUACAAGGAAAAGAGGAAGUUUUGUUCUUCUCUUUGAAUUUUGGUGACAACUGAGAGCUUUAUUGAAUAGCUUUGGCAUGCAGAGUCAUUUUUCAUUAAAAAUUGAAAAGGCAUCUGAAAUCUGUAUCUCUAUGGGUUAUUUGGCAGUGGAACCUGGGCAAUUCUGUGCAAGAGAUUUUUGAGAUAUUCAAUUUUUGGAAGUGAAACAAACACAAAUGCUCCUCCUCCAAGGGGCGGGGGCGGUGCCUGAGCGAUGAACCAAUCACAGCGCGCCCUGCCCUAUAUAAGGCCCUGAGGCCCAACCCCCCACCCUCGGCAUUUUGCGGUACUUGCUGAAUGGUAUCUUCUGGUUUUCUUUGCUGUUAUGUCUGAGACGGUGCCUGCCGCUCCAGCCGACCAGGUUCCGGUUUCCAUGGCGAAACCUCCAGCUAGGAAGCGGGGAAAGAAGCCGGUUGGCUUGACGGGUGUGAAUCGGAAGACAGCAAGCGCAUCAGUGUCCAAGUUGAUUACUGAGGCGCUUUCAGUCUCCCAGGAGAGAACUGGUAUGUCCUUGGCUGCGCUGAAAAAAGCGCUAGCAGCCGCAGGUUACAACGUGGAGAAAAACAACAGUCGCAUCAAGCUGGGUCUCAAAGGCCUGGUGACCAAGGGGAUCCUGGUUCAGACUAGGGGUACCGGUGCGUCUGGCUCUUUCAAGCUCAGCAAGAAGGCUGCUCCUGAGCUUAAUAAGGGAAGAGUCAAAAAACGUGCUUCUGCGAAGAGUAAGAAGCUGGUCUUAUCCAGAGAUUCAAAGUCUCCGAAGAAUGGCAAAACCAACAAAAGAGCUAAGAAGCCGAGGACCACGGCGGCUCAGAAGGCUGCUAGGAACGGGCAAAAAGCUAAAAGAACCAAAGACAAGCAACAACGGAAGAGCCCAGCGAAGGCCAGGGCAGGAAAGCCCAAAACUGGGAAUCCUAAGUUGACCCAGCAGAAAACUAAUACUAGGAAAGCAACAACCAAGAAGUAACAUUUCUUCAACAACCAGUUUUCAUAGAACCCAAAGGCUCUUUUCAGAGCCACCUAAGUGAUUUUAGGAGGGUUGUAACAUCGUUUCCAGAAGUCCCUGGAAGACGACUAGUGGUUAACCUAAGUGUUUGAUAAAUGAACCUGUGAUGUGGUGAAAUCUAUCUUAUUGGACAUACAGUACAGAUACUUUAGCGUGGUUAUUGUCCAAUUCCAGAGAAUUGUCCAUCCUAACAAAACCAGGGCACAUUCCUUAGGUUCUUAAACGCUCUGAGAAUACUGGAAGGAGCAGCCAUUCUCUUCCCUAGGAGGAUCUUCCCGAUCUAGGGAUCAAACCCAGGUAUCUUGCAUUAGCAGGCAUAUUCUUUACCAUCUGCACAGCUAGAAAAUCCCUCUUUGAGAGCUAAAAAGUUUAGGUCUAGUUUCUGAGCGGAGAUCUGCUCCGUGCCUCAGCUAUGUUUUACCGUUUUCUUUUCUUCACCUAAUUCUCCAGUAUGUACUUUUAUGUAUCAUUCUGUAUAAGGGUUCUGAACUCCGUAUCCAUGGACUUAACAGGGGUUAAUGUAGGGAAACCAAGGUCUCAAUGUGGGUUAGUGGGAAUUUUUUUUUACUUACUAAACAUCUUUCCACUGUGAUUUUGUGUAAAGCAAAUGUUUUCGUUUUACAUUUGCAAGAAUAUUGAAAUUUUUGUUUCAUUACUAUGAAAGCUGUGAUUAUUUUCUAUAUGUUAAGCACAUAUAUUAAAAUUUGGUUUUGUAAUAUAGUCUUAAUAUAAUUGUGGUUGUCAGUGAAGAGUGUCUUGUUCAUAUUGCCCUACACAGGCUGAAAAAUGUUAAACCAUGUAUGGAGAUGUUGGGAGCUCAAUGUGACCUUUAAAUUACAAACCUGCUUGUAUUAGGAAAAGCAUCUUUUCCACUUUAAACAAUUUACUUUGUUUUUACUUAUAAUUUAGCCUUAAAGAUCCUCGUAAAUAAUAAAUUUAUACUGUUCAUCUU
Cervus elaphus (red deer) is the source of this 4745-nucleotide messenger RNA. It is a transcript of the gene H1-6, whose product is annotated as H1.6 linker histone, cluster member. The transcript has a single exon. Gene Ontology annotation, cellular component: nucleosome. The record is from RefSeq and is a predicted model, not a curated record. The coding region runs from base 3116 to 3754 and encodes 212 amino acids. Gene Ontology annotation, molecular function: structural constituent of chromatin; DNA binding. NCBI's taxonomy places the organism in Eukaryota, Metazoa, Chordata, Mammalia, Artiodactyla, Cervidae. Gene Ontology annotation, biological process: nucleosome assembly.